Messenger RNA from Didymodactylos carnosus, 1620 nucleotides. The record is from the annotation of a GenBank genome assembly. Lineage: Eukaryota; Metazoa; Rotifera; Eurotatoria; Philodinida; Philodinidae.
AUUUUACCAUUUUCUUCGCGAAGACUUUAUUAACAUUUAAAAAAAAGGUCAUAUUCGUGAUCAGCAUCGGUAGAUCUACCCGGUGAUCUGUGUUUCAGUCAGAAAAAAAUGUGCUGAACUUUUGCAUGAUCAUUUCUAAGUAUUAAAUCUGAUCACUAAUAAGAUUUCUGAUUAUAUUUGUUAUAGGUGCGAAGUUUAGAGGUAUUCGCAUCAGAAUUAAAUUUUCACUGUGAAGAAUAUGCAUCAAACAAAGGCAAAUUUCCGCCCAUCAAACGACGACAAAAACGUUCAUUAUAUGUGUGCACAAUUGAAAAAGCAAAUUCAUUGAUUAAUUCAUUAAUUGAAAAUAAACGGUUAAAUGAUCUGGGUUUCGUUGUUGUCGAUGAACUUCAUAUGAUCGGUGAAGGUGGAACUCGUGGAGCUACAUUGGAAACAGCGUUAACAAAACUUCGAUUUGUAUCACCUACAACACAAAUUAUUGGAAUGAGUGCAACAUUGUCAAAUGUCGAUGAAUUAAAAUUAUUUCUUGGUGCAGAAUUUUAUGAAGAAUAUUUUCGUCCGGUGAAAUUAGAAGAAUAUGUGAAAUUGAAUAAGAAUAUUUAUAAAGUUGAUCGAAGUGCAAUGGACGAUGAAAAUCAGUUAAAAGAAGAUCGUUCUAUUAGCGUUGAAUACACUAAAGAACAACUUAAAUCAGAUCCAGAUCAGUUGGUUGCACUUGUAUCUGAAACUAUUCCAAAUGAUCAAUGUCUUGUAUUUUGUCCAACGAAAAAAAUUUGUGAAAAUGUUGCCCAAUUAAUUAUCAGUUUUAUGCCGAGUACGCUACUUAAUGAUAAUGCAACGCAACGUCAAGAUUUAAUAAAUAAUUUGUUCGAAAUGAAUGAUGGAUUCUUGUGUGAUGUUCUGAAAUGUACAAUUCCAUAUGGUGUAGCUUAUCAUCAUAGUGGUUUAACAAAUGAUGAACGUUUAUUAAUCGAAGAAUCAUUUUCAAAUGGUAUUUUGACAUGUUUAACAUGCACAUCAACAUUGGCAGCUGGUGUGAAUUUACCAGCAAAACGAGUAAUUAUUCGUGCACCAUACGUUGCUGAUCAAUUUAUUAGUGUUACACAAUAUAAACAAAUGGCUGGACGAGCAGGUAGAACAGGACAAAGUGAAACUGGUGAAUGUAUUAUAUUAGCCAGAGACAAAGAUUGUGUUCAGUUAAAAAAUGUGUUAUUUGCACCUCAGUUUGCCUGUGAUAGUAAUUUGAUGAAGGAUUCUGGUUAUGGAAUAAAACAACUUCUAUUGAGUGCAAUUAGUUUAAAAAUGGGUUCAACAUUUGAUGAACUUCUCUCAUUAUUGAACAAAACAUUGCUUUCAAUACAAUCAAAUCGUUUAAAUUAUAACAUGGGAGAUAUAUUAAAGACAUAUUUAGAAUACUUAAUCGAUAAACAUAUUGUAUCAUCAACAGUAUUACCAAAUGAGACUAUAACGUAUGAAAUAGCACGUUUAGGAAAAGCAACAUGCGACGGUUCAAUUGAAAUAGAUUUGGCUGAGAAAUUAUAUAAAGAUUUACAAAAAAAGUUUAAAAUGUUUGAAUUUAUCAAAUCCAUUACAUUUAUUAUAUAUUUCGAUACCCUAUGA